AUGGACGAGGCUGAGAAAGAGGGUACAACAAUGAAAGAAGGAAUGAGAGGCAUCGAUGAGGAUAAACAGAACCCAGACUCAGACGAGCGAGUAUAUAAUGAGGCGAGGAAAUGGGUAAUAGCUACCUACCAGGCCGUUGUUUACUAUGACUGGCUCACCAAGUAUAUCCGCACUGAGGCCACACCUUACCAAGGUUACAAGGCGACGACGGAUCCACAAGUGAGCCACAUCUUCCAGUCAGCUGCUAUGAGGUUCGGGCAUACGUUAGUGACCUCAGGAGUAUACCUGCGAGACCGCAGGGACGAAGGCUGUCGCACAGUUCCUUUCUCUCUGGUGUCUGGGCAGAACCAUGCGCAAGGGGGAGUCAGGACAUGCAACUCGUUUUGGAGAUCCCCAGAACUGUUUACUCGUGACCCUGAGAACUUUGAGAGGUUUCUGAUGGGUCUCAGUAGCCAGAGUACCGAGUCGGAGGACAACGUGAUCGUUGAUGACUUGCGAGGUAAUGUGUUUGGACCACUUGAGUUCUCCCGACGUGACCUGAUGGCUGUAAACAUUCAGAGAGCUCGUGAUCAUGGACUCCCUGAUUACAACACUGCCAGGAAGUAUUUUGGACUUGAAACCCUAAACACACUGGAGGAGGAAGAGUUCAGGAGGAAAACUAAUACCGAAGUUCCCGACGAAGUGAUUAGGAACCUCUCUAUGGUUUAUGACAAUGAUCCCAAUAAGGUUGAUAUAUGGGCCGGAGGUCUACUGGAGACUACUAACAGACCAGGACAGCUAUUUUCCAGAGUCAUCGUGGACCAGUUUCAGCGUAUACGGGAUGGAGAUCGCUUCUGGUUUGAGAACUCCGGAAACAAGUUAGUAUACCCUGUACUCACAUUCUCUCUGAUAGAAGUUUUGAACCGUUCAUGA
Molecule: messenger RNA, 912 nt
Organism: Cherax quadricarinatus
Lineage: Eukaryota; Metazoa; Arthropoda; Malacostraca; Decapoda; Parastacidae
Source: RefSeq, a predicted model, not a curated record